GAGGAUUAUUCUCGGCCACUUUAAUGGUAGGUCCAUUACGUGCCAAGUUUGCUUGGAACUUCUUAACCAAGCCAAAUUCUCUGUUGAAUCUCAUUCUCAAAGCUAAAUAUGGUGAAGAUAUGUGGUCGGAUUUGGUGAAGCAGUGUUGUUCUCCAACAUGGAAGAUUAUAAAGAUGGGAGUUCAUUUCCUUAAAAGAAUUAUUAGAUGGGAGGUAUCCAACGGUUACUCAAUCAAUUGAAUGCAGGACACUUGGAUUUUGGACAGAAAUCUUACUCAUUGGCCGACUUUUAUCAACAUUCAAAACAAUCAGUAUUUACUUCUUAAUUCUUUUAUCUCCAAUGGAUGUUGGGAUAUAGAGAAACUGAAUACUGUUUUCAGCAAACAUCUUGUAAAACUGAUUCUUAAAAUCCCGAUCUGGAACAAUAGAGAAGCUGAUUCGGUGGUAUUAAAGACAAAAUUCUCUGGGAAAUCUAUUACUGCAUUGGCAUAUGAAGCUAGUUUGAAUCAUAAGGAAGAAGUGGUUCAUUGGAAGUGGUUUAAAAAAUUAAAGUUAAAACCGAAAAUAGAAUUUUUUUGGUGGAGACUUUGUUAUGAUGCUAUUCCCUCUAAUACUUUUCUGUUCAAAAGAAAGUUAAGUAACUGUUCGGGUUGUCCUAGAGGAUGUGGAGAAGAUGAAGAUAACAAUCACUUAGUAGGAAGUUGCUCCAAGAUAAAGAAAGUUAUUGACUUAUUGAAUGGCUGGGGAUUCAAAAUGCCGAGGUUUCAUGACUUUGAAGACUGUUUAGAAAGUUUAAAGAAUGACGUGGGAACCAAUUUGUUGUUUGGAAAUAUUUUUUGCAACAUGGUUUUUCUGGUUUGGAAAAGUAGGUGUAAGUUUAUUCAUGAUAAGUAUGAAGAUUCAGACAACUAUAUUGCUGCCAAUGCUAUUUCCUUUGCCGUGAGAAGCAAUUUUAUUCAUCUCCAAUCGGAAAACUGGGGUGCUAACCAGCUUUUGCUGAAUUCUACUUGGCAUCCUCCUCCUACCGGAUGGAUUAAAAUAAAUAUUGAUGCAGCUCUUAAAAGGAAUCACUUGGCGGGAAUGGGUGGAGUGAUCCGAGAUGAUAAGGGAAGGUUUUUGAUGGCUUUUGGAAACAAAUCUUUGCAUUGGGAUAUUUCUCAUUUAGAAUUAAUGGCUGUUCUUGAUCUGAAAAAGCUGGUCAAAGAUUGGAUGAUGGAGGCUCAAGGUGUGAUCGUAGAAGGAGACAACUUGAAUAUUAUCAAAUUGCUUAAUAAUGCAGUCAAAGAAUGGAAGGUUAGUAAAAAUAUUGAUGAGAAUUUGGCUUUCUUACUUGAGUUUAAGCAAGUUGUUUUUUCGCAUUCUCUUAGAAAUGGGAACAAACUAGCGGAUAUUUGUGCUAAUUUGGCCCUGGUGAGAUCUUUUUUAUGGGAAGAUCUUCAUGAUGCUAUGAUUCCUCCUUCUUUCUUGUAUUGCUUGAAGGAGGAAUGUGAUGCUUUGGGCUUACUUUGACUUGUAGUUCUUUGAUUCCUUUAAUUCAUUUUCUGCAUUUCUUUCAAAAAAAAAAAAGCUUAUCCUUCUUCCAAUCUCAACUCGUGGAAUGCUUGCCAUGUGGAUAUGAUUGUAUUUUUUUAAUAAAUUCUCACAUUGCAUGUUCAUCUCCAUGACUUCAAUAAUGGGCAAUGCGUGCACUAAUUAGUUUAUUCAUCUUUAUAGAAGUGUUUUUUCCUUUUCAUACAAUACAAAAGCAGCACAACAUUCCCGAACUGAUUUUAGUUUGGAAUAAUUGAAAGGUUAUAAAAAAUUUUCAAGUCAGGCUUUCAUUCUUCAUAAUUAUUUCCUGUAUGAUUUUGCAGCGGGUCACUGAGAUUUGUCUUGUUUUAUGGAUUCUCAACGGCAAUGAGUAUGAUAGAAGCUGAGGGCGGCUUUUCAAGAGAUGUUUUGAGGGCAGGUUUCAGAUGAUGAUUCUUUAAAGCAGCUUCUGAUGGAUGAUGGUCAACAUCAUGUUCUUACUGUUGCUUUCAAGAAGCUUAGUUCUGUAUGUUUGGGGUCUACUAAUAGUCCAGUGAACAUCGCCAGAACGAAACUGUUGAAUUGUUUUGUUAGUCUAGCAAGUCUUCUGCAAAUAUUAUUAAUAUGAACUAGAGAAAUUUGUUAUUC
Molecule: messenger RNA, 2156 nt
Organism: Dendrobium catenatum
Lineage: Eukaryota; Viridiplantae; Streptophyta; Magnoliopsida; Asparagales; Orchidaceae
Product: putative ribonuclease H protein At1g65750
Exons: 2
Coding region: 240-1508 (422 amino acids)
Molecular function (GO): RNA-DNA hybrid ribonuclease activity; nucleic acid binding
Source: RefSeq, a predicted model, not a curated record